This is a messenger RNA of Cucurbita pepo subsp. pepo (vegetable marrow), 408 nucleotides long. Its product is annotated as S-protein homolog 74-like. NCBI's taxonomy places the organism in Eukaryota, Viridiplantae, Streptophyta, Magnoliopsida, Cucurbitales, Cucurbitaceae. The record is from RefSeq and is a predicted model, not a curated record.
AUGGUGGCUUUUGUUGGGGCUCAGGUUCCGGGAAUUAUAUAUCAACCGAAACCUUCAAGGUAUCACGUUCAUGUUGCUAAUGGUCUAAGCACUCUUCCGUUGACAGUGCAUUGCCAGUCCAAAGACGAUGAUUUGGGGAUUCACCAUUUGCCUAAUCGUGGAGAUGAAUUCCAAUGGAACUUUAAGGUAAACUUUUGGGGAACAACCCUUUUUUGGUGCAGAUUAGAGAGGCCAGAUGCGUAUGUCGCUUUUGAAACCUUUUGGCCUGAGUCGAAGAAUACAUGGCUCCGUGAGAGGUGCAGAAAUGGAACUCAAGGAACUUGUUUAUGGAUAGCUAAAGAUGAUGGAAUUUACCUGUUUAACUUUCCUGCUAAUAAUGACGAGUUGAUUCACAAAUGGAUCUUUUAG